Lactuca saligna is the source of this 801-nucleotide messenger RNA. The record is from the annotation of a GenBank genome assembly. Lineage: Eukaryota; Viridiplantae; Streptophyta; Magnoliopsida; Asterales; Asteraceae.
AUGGCUUCAACGCACAAUCAACCAAUUCCGGUAACUUCUCCGUUGACGUUAUCGUUAUCCACCGAAACCCGCCGUCACUGCCGCUCCAAAGCUCAAAUGUGCCUUUUUAAGAUCCUCCGUAUCAUUUCGCUUUUCCCUGCCGCUGAUGUCUCGUAUGAGCAACGUUCAAGUCACGAUGAUCGAAGUUGUGAAAACAGACGGUUUGAUGUUGAUCUGAACAUCGGUUUAUGUGCCCCCGACGAGAUUGAGCCGUUGGAGUAUCCACUGGCAGCGGAAGGCGGUGAAAACUGUAGAGAUUGCGUAGUUGCGUCUGCGAACAAUGAUCUGCAUAACGACAACUUGUUUUUAUCGGAGGAGAGAACGACGGAGCAAUCGGAGAUCUCGCAUGUUGGAGAUCAAAGCUCUGAAAUUGAUUGUAACGGCGCCUCGGAAGUAGAAGGAGAGAAGAAGAUAAGAGACAAAGGAUGUUUAGAUUUGUUGAUUGAGGCUGCGGAAUUGAUUCUCACAAACGAGAAAACAGAGCCGUCGAGAAGCAUAUACGUGAAAUCAUCAACGACGGCGGAGAAAGGAGGAGGUACAAAAAGGAAACAGCAUGGUUGGACUACGGCGGCGGUGGCGGUGGCAGACUGGUAUCCGGAGUUGGAGGAUACAUCACCGGUGGUGAAAUCAAACCGCGGUAGGAAUCAAGUGUUGCCGUUGAAGUACAGAGACUCCAUUGUGGAGCCGUUGGUGCGGUGGCCGUUGUCGCGUCACCGAUCAAACUCAGACGCAGCAUUUCCGGUGAAACGAAGGUCAAAAUAG